UUCAUUGACAGCGGGAAAUCCGUCUCGAACGAGGUUGGUCAACGGUCAGGAUGGAAACAGAGCAGCAUUAGCAACAGAGACAGAACCUGGAUGAAUGCCUUGUGUGACUGGUCUCGUCACCGGAUGGUGAGUCUGGAACAAAGGAAGACAGCUGAGGAGAACGACAGCACUGUGAAAAGAGUUCGCAGUGGAUUUGUCAGAGGGUUGCAACCAGCAUCGACCGAGUCAAUAGUGCCGUCACAUCACAUUAAUUUGCAUUGGUCCAGGCAUCCACCGGGAUCAAGUGCCAACUCUCACUGCAGAUGGCAUGGCAUGGCGGUGGGAGUAGUGACCAGCCGCGUCAACACGAAGGAGGAACGAGUGGUGGAAGGGGUAGGACGGUGUAUCAUCUGGUGGUGGUGGUGGUGGUGGAAGAAUGAUCCCUUCCUCCUCCCCUCCACCAUCCCUCCAUUCCAUUCAUUCCAAUCCGUACCCUCGUCGCAUUACACCACCAACCCAUCAAGGCGGGAUAAAAUUCCCUCGUUGUCUCUUCUAGUCGACCGACAUACCUCCCUCGUCGUACCAACGACCUCAUCCAUGUAGAAAAUGCGGUCCUGUAUCCACGUACCUCCUACACCGUCCUCCGUACCUCGUGAAUACUGCCGUGUAUCCUCGACCUGCCUUGCAUUAUCUCCUUCCAUCUUGAGUAAAUAUUUCCUCCACCUGUGUAAACCAACCAUACCUCCCAUAUCUCCCUCG
Molecule: messenger RNA, 738 nt
Organism: Aspergillus ibericus CBS 121593
Lineage: Eukaryota; Fungi; Ascomycota; Eurotiomycetes; Eurotiales; Aspergillaceae
Exons: 1
Coding region: 91-582 (163 amino acids)
Source: RefSeq, a predicted model, not a curated record